CUCGCAGAGUACGUGCGCAGAUCCGGAGAACUCGCCGGCGGAUGGAUCUCCCAGAAGAGGUGCUCGCCGACAUCCUCCGCCGCAUCCCGCCGCGUCACCUCGCCGCAUGCAGGCGCGUCUGUGCGGACUGGCGGGCCACCAUCGACGCCCGCAGGCUGGUCCUCCCGCACCUCCUGCCGGGCGCGCCGCGCGGCGCCUUCAUCAACGUGGCCGAGAGCUUGCGCGACACCUACUUCUUCGCGCGCGGCGGGCCCGCCGUCGGCUUCGACACCCGACUCGCCGAUGCGCCGACCAGCUGGUGCACCUCCUUCGUGGACCACUGCAACGGGCUCCUCCUGUGCGAGGCCGAUGAGGGCACGCGCUUCGUCUACAACCCGGCCACGCGGAGGUCAGCCGUGCUGCCGCCCGCGCCGAGCUCGGAGCCUUCGGGAGUCGCUUCCGGCGCGUACCUCGUGUUUGAUCCCUUCGUGUCUCUCCACCACGAGGUGCUCGUGCUCCCCGAGUUGCCCGGCGAGCCCCAGCCCCCCGAACCUGCCGACUCGCCGCCGCCGCCGCCGUUCAACGUGGGGCGGCUCUUCUUCGCGGACGCUGAGUCGUUGCCGCCGCCUCAGAUCGACACCGACGACGAAACGGGCGAUGGGGAGGACUGGCUGUCCUGGUGCUCGGAAGACGAACCUCGGAAGCGUGCGAGACCCCGUCAGAGCGAGCACGUCGAGGCGAAGGACACCUUGGGGCUUAUGGAGUGGCCGCCGUCGCCGUACGUGGCGCAAGUGUUCUCGUCCGAGACCGGAAGGUGGAGCGACAGGGCGUUCGUCUGGGAAGGCGGCGGCGCCGGGACGGUGGCCGACAUGUGGUCGGAUCCACUGUCACCCGGCUAUGGAAUGGGAUUUGGUCAUUGCCGGCCGCGCCGUCGCCACGCUGUCUACUGGCGGCAGUCGCUAUAUGUCCAUUGCCGCGGCGGUUUCAUCGUCAGGUUGUCGCUGCUGACGGGAAAGUAUGUGGUGAUCAAAACCCCAGGAGUUACCAAAGUCGCCGAGCAUAGGUGGGCUACACCGUACCUGAGCAAGUCCCGGAUGGGGGUUUACUACAGCAUUGUCGACUGCCUAAAGUUCAAAGUAUGGGUACUGACCGACGAAUCACCGAUGGCGACGCCGGUGUGGGAGAUGGUGCAUCACGCCGACCUCGAGCCCGCAAUCAGGCAACUCAUCGGCAAAAACCUUCAAAACGCAGAAAAAUCAUGGGUCCAGGAGGAUCCUAGGAUACUGGAAUCGUCGAUGGAGCAGGGAGAUACCGCGAACGGGACUCUGACAACGACAAUGAUGAUGGCGCCAAUGUCGCCGAAGAAGAAGAAGAAGAAGAAGAAGAAGGCGUCGCCCUAGGCUGGUACAUUGGUUGGUUGGAUUUCUUGGGGUAUCAUCCUCGCAAGGAGAUCGUCUUCUUGGGCCACCAGUACGAGCGUUGCGCUUAUGCCUACUACCUGAGCACUUGCAAGCUUGAGUACCUUGGUUAUCUUUGGUUGGCACCACGGGACCAGCGUUUCCCGGCUUGCGUGCAGGAGUCGCACGUGUAUACCCCGUGCAGCAUCGACCUGCUUUAUGAUGAGAAUGGUGUCUCUGUUGAUUUGAGUGAAUGGGUUUCAUAAGCUAGAUAGCUAAUGAAACAAUAUUAGUGUCUGUCUACCUUUUCUUUAAAGAAACAAUAUUAGUGAGAUAUGGAGUAGCAUAGAAGGAUUUGGAGAAUAAAAUAAAUGAACUGUGAAACUCAUCUGUAAAUUUAG
Messenger RNA from Triticum aestivum (bread wheat), 1777 nucleotides. RefSeq lists its product as uncharacterized. The record is from RefSeq and is a predicted model, not a curated record. Gene Ontology annotation, molecular function: protein binding. Lineage: Eukaryota; Viridiplantae; Streptophyta; Magnoliopsida; Poales; Poaceae. The transcript is spliced from 2 exons. The coding region runs from base 42 to 1379 and encodes 445 amino acids.